Molecule: messenger RNA, 1089 nt
Organism: Stegodyphus dumicola
Lineage: Eukaryota; Metazoa; Arthropoda; Arachnida; Araneae; Eresidae
Product: macrophage mannose receptor 1-like
Source: RefSeq, a predicted model, not a curated record
CAAGCACGGAUUAGGAUCCGGAAUCGAGACUUCUCCUUCCUGGAAGGAAAUGACGUUACAAAAACAUUUCCGAACGAAACGGUUGUGGAAAGAGUGCGUACUAUUUACUAUUCAUAAGUGAUAAGUGAGAGCAGUCGACAACGAAGAAAGAGAGCAGCUAUCAUGGAUAUUCAGCAUAUUCUGAGGGAAAUAAUCUGUUUAUUUACUAUAUUUAGUCUUGGCUUGAGUUGCAACACGGACUGGUCAGAAAUGAAUGGAAAAUGUUAUCGUCCUUUUCCGUUCGAGUAUGAUUUUCGAAUGGCCAGAAGAGUCUGCCAGAUCUAUAAAGGGGAUUUAGCUUUCAUUAACAAUAAUACAUUAAUUAUAUCAAUCUCUGUUCAUCCAGACUAUGAUCGCACCAAACAUUAUUGGGUGAAAGAAGGGAGUUACCAUGGCAAUGGAUCUUCGACGCCACUUACUACUGUAUCACCUCCUACUGCAUUAUCAAAUGGGUGUCCUUAUUUGAAUAGUGCUGCAAGUAAGCAGCAUCUGCUAAUAUCUCCAGAAGAUUGCGAUAAGAACAAUCCGUUUAUCUGCGAAGUGCAAAAGAAAGGAGCAGAUCUUAUUUGUCCACAGACCUGGGAUCUCUACGGUUCGUACUGCUUUAAGAGGAGCAUUGUUCAGGCUACAUAUGCAGAUGCAGCAGGAAUUUGCUCAUUACAGCGAGGAAGGCUAGCUAUUCUGGAUAACGAAGACAAAGUACAUUAUGGAUUAGCUAUAGUUUUAGGAUGGAAUAUAGCCUACACUGUAGGAGCGUCAAAAACUAACGGCAGCUUCAAAUGGUCAAAUGGGAACGAUUUCCAAAGUAACUGCUCAGAAUGUAUUAAAGGAGAAAGUGACAUGGAGUGCAUGGGUCUCUUGUCAGAAACUUUUCAUCCUACACUAUAUUCUUGGAUCAAGAGCAACUGCAGCGAAACACACAAUUUUUUGUGCGAAAUGGACGCAGUAAAGGUUACUACUCCAGCUCCUGUUCAGACUACAACUGCAUUAAAACCCCUUGGUUGCCCUUAUGGUAAUAACUGGAAGCGGCAUGGCGAAUACUGUUAUUGG